AUGCCGUUCAUUGAAGUCAACCACCACCGUCUUCACUACCAUGACUCGCAUCCCACCGGCCCCCCCCCAGGCGGACAGACCCUGCUGCUCAUCCACGGGCUGGGCUCCUCGCAGAACUACUACUUUCCUAUCCUGCCGUAUCUGACGAGCAAACACCGCUGCAUCGCGCUAGACACCUACGGCUCCGGCCGGUCCGCCUACACGGGGCUCGAAUUCGACAUGACCGCCCUCGCCGCGGACGUGGCUGCCGUGCUCUCCGUGCUGGGCGUCACGGCCGCCAUUGUCGUCGGCCACUCGAUGGGCGGACUGGCGGUUACAUAUCUGGGGUCUCUGUACGCGGAUUUGAUUAAGGGGGUGGUUGCUAUCGGGCCGACGCAUCCAUCUGAUGCGUUGGUAUCUGUUAUGACGAAGCGGGCGGAAAUAGUGGCAGAAGACGGCAUGGAAUCAAUGGCCAAUUCGAUCCCCGAAGCGGCAACAGGAUCCAAAGCCACACCGCUCCAGAAAGCGUUCAUUCGCGAACUGAUCCUCUCCCAGAAUCCAAAGGGGUAUGCGACUCUGUGCCGGUUGAUCGCCUCGGCCGCACCGGGCGAGUACGCGGCCAUCCGGGCGCCGUUCCUGCUCAUUGCGGGCGAGGAGGACAAGUCUGCCUCGCUGGCUGGAUGUGAGUAUCUGUUUGAGCGGGUGGGAAGUGCGAACAAGAAGAUGGUGGUCCUGGAGGGGGUGGGCCAUUGGCAUUGUAUUGAGGCCAACGAGGAGGUGGGUGGGUUUAUUGCUGAUUUUGUUGAUAAUUUAGCCUGA
This is a messenger RNA of Penicilliopsis zonata CBS 506.65, 798 nucleotides long. RefSeq lists its product as hypothetical. The record is from RefSeq and is a predicted model, not a curated record. The transcript is spliced from 2 exons. The coding region runs from base 1 to 798 and encodes 265 amino acids. NCBI's taxonomy places the organism in Eukaryota, Fungi, Ascomycota, Eurotiomycetes, Eurotiales, Aspergillaceae.